UAGAAGAAGAAGAAGAACAACAAAACAGCAACCAUGAAGCCGUUCGGUUGGAGUGCGAGUUUGGUGGUGGUCCUGUGCCUUGGGGCUGCCCUGGCCGCUCCCAGCACCCGGGUCAAGCGGGAGGACUCGGAGAUCAGUGCCGAAGUGGUGAACCCAGUUGGGUCCGAGGACGCCUCGCUCAGCAACGACCUUGACCGUGACAAGCGGAAAAUUCCAUCGGACCCCAAGUUCGAGGCCAAGAACGCCAUCCUCGGAUUCGUGUUUGGAAAAAUCAACUCCAUAAUCGAUGCCAAAACGCGCUUCGUGGACAAACUGGACCACGCCAACAUCGAAAAGAACAAGCAGUACCACAUCGAGUCGCCGAAGCCGAUCACCAGCUUCCAGACGUUGGUGUCGUCGGUCAUCACGCCGAAGGUGCAGUUCUUCACUUCCAAGCUCGGAUCGUUCAGCGGAGGACUGCUGGGUGGAUCUUCGGGCGGUAGCAACGGACAUAGCAACGACGAUUCGGACCACGGCAACGGCGGCCAAGCUGCACCAGGAUUGGGAGGCGUUUUGUCGUCGCUGUUGAAACUUUCCGGACCCAUCCUGUCCGGAUCGUCCGGCUCGAACGGGGGAUCCAACUCGGUCUCGCUGGGCGAUCAUGACGAUGACGAUGAGUAGAUCCAAGGCAAUGAUGGUCAGGAUGCGGAGGAAGGGGGACUCGCGUUUGAAGUGCCGUACCAAUUGAAGACAUUUAUUUUUUUGAGGUUAUGAAAAGGGAUUCGUGAAGGGGAUUGGGGUGGUGUGCGGUGCAGUGUUCUGGAAUUGAAGCAAUUUUCAUUCGAAUUGAAAGCGGAAAGUUGUUCAGCGAUGAUAAUUUCCCAACAUGCUACAGGGUUUUCAAAACUCAAUAUCCCAUAAGGAUCCAAUUGACUUCCGCAUAAUUGUUUGUUACAGUUAAACUUUCUUAGAUUGAACUUUCCCCAUACUCCUCCGACAAGUUCGAUUCCAAAGCGGUGCACCCAUGAACCGUCCCAUCCUCGGCAGGUCAAAUCGAUUGGCUUGUGUCAAAAUGCUUUUAA
This is a messenger RNA of Ochlerotatus camptorhynchus, 1061 nucleotides long. RefSeq lists its product as uncharacterized. NCBI's taxonomy places the organism in Eukaryota, Metazoa, Arthropoda, Insecta, Diptera, Culicidae. The record is from RefSeq and is a predicted model, not a curated record. The transcript has 3 exons. Bases 34 to 660 code for a protein of 208 amino acids.